Molecule: messenger RNA, 390 nt
Organism: Symbiodinium sp. CCMP2456
Lineage: Eukaryota; Dinophyceae; Suessiales; Symbiodiniaceae
Source: the annotation of a GenBank genome assembly
GCUUCCUCGGACCGGCGCCAUGGCUACGGCGGGAAGGGUGCAGGGAGGAGCUUUGCAGGGAGGGGCGCGCGGCCGCCGAUGGACCCCAAUCGGGGUGGAGCCCAGUCCAAGGUGAGCAUGCUUAUCAAUGCUCACCGGACGAGUGGCUGGAGUCGGGAGCUCACGGAGCUGGCAGAGCAGAUGCAGGCUUCCUUGGAUGAGCGCCGUGACGCUAUAGAGCCCGGUUCCUGGGCUGACAAAUUGUUUCAGCUGUGCCAUGCAAUUCUUGAGGAUGAGAGCGAGGAACGCUUUAUGGAGCUGGUGGAGCGCUAUCUGGGCGCUGACUCGUUGCGCCAGGCGGUGAGCAACAGGUACUGGCAGUCCUGGCGCCGGGGCGGGUACGAGCGCUAG